This is a messenger RNA of Lagopus muta (rock ptarmigan), 8150 nucleotides long. RefSeq names its product rabphilin 3A like (without C2 domains) (gene RPH3AL). Bases 3568 to 4473 code for a protein of 301 amino acids. Gene Ontology annotation, biological process: intracellular protein transport. The transcript is spliced from 7 exons. The record is from RefSeq and is a predicted model, not a curated record. NCBI's taxonomy places the organism in Eukaryota, Metazoa, Chordata, Aves, Galliformes, Phasianidae. Gene Ontology annotation, molecular function: small GTPase binding.
CGGGGCUGGGAGGGAGCGGCGGAGGGCUGGGGAACGGGCGAGAGGUGCGGGGCCGGAGGCAGCGCUCCCUGUGAGGCUGAUGGGCUUCGGGGGCGGCCGCGUGCGGGCCCCGUCCCGCUGCUGCUCCUUUGGGUGCCGCGCUGUGCCAGUCCCGGGGCGUUGGGUCUGCGCACAUCCCCAGCUCUGGGUCAAAGUCCGCGGUUCCCUCUCGUUCGCCCCGGCGGCGGAUGGGAGUCGCGUUCAGCGGGGCGGUGCGACCUCGGUGAUGCUCAGGCGGCAUUUCACCAGCGGCAGAGCCCGUGGCCGCCUCAGCCGGCGGCUGGCAGGGCAGUUCCUGGUUCUUGCAAGAUCACCGCGGGGGUUGGCACACGGUUCCUUGGCUCUGCCUUUCCCGUCUGCGUCCAAUUCUUUCUAAGAAACUCGAGGCUGGAGCUGCGGGUUCUGCCCAGGCCUCCUGAGCUGGGUAGUGCAUCAGCAUAGAGAAAUUAGUUUCUCUAAUUGGCCGUUUAGAUGCUAAUUUGCUUCUCGGAGCCCUGUGCCAGGUCAGGCUGCUCCAGAACGUGAGUCAAAGAGCUGAGCAGCAUGAAUUAUGCACCAAGCAAAGCACCUGCAGGGCUCAGGCUGGAUGGGUAAGGAUGGACCCACGUUGCAGACCCACCUGGCUGCCCUCCCCUGCACUGCGGGCUGCAGGAUGAGUGGAUCUGCUUGGGCAGAGCCUGCUCCUUUGUGGCUCCCCACGUAUCAAGCAGCCACGUUAAUGGGUGCCUCUCAUUAAUACAGGCUCGUUGGUGCCGUGUGCCGGUUUUCCUGUAGAGCUGAUUUUAUCUUCCCCCUCCCAGGACUGGCAUGGACCUGCAGGGCAUUUUGCUUUGUAAUGUCUUUAAUAAGCGCCGUCUUAAUGCAGUUGGGCUUCUGCCAUUGCUGCCGUGCCUGGGGAGCAGCUGUGGGGCAUGGGAACCUUCUGUUUUAUUCCCCACGUGCUCUGUUUGGAGGUGUCCCAGAGCCGUGGGGAUGUGGCACUGAGGGAUGUGAUCAGUGGGCACGGUGGGGGUUGGACUCGAGGGUCUGGGGGGUCUUUUCCAGCCUUAAUGAUUCCACUGUUCUGUGUUGUACGAGCAGCAAAGCCCUGAUUGAGGCUGGUGCUUGUUUGGGCACAGUCACACCACUCGUUGCCUUCAAACAGCCUCAUGUCCUGCAAAGGAGCCUUCCUGCACCCAUGGAGCCCGGUGCCCUUAUCUCCCUCAUUUCUCCUCUGUCAUAGCAACUGGAACGAAUGCUCGCUCAGUUGCUAAGGUUAUGGGGAUAAUGGGGUCUGGUGCCGGAGCAGAGAGUAAUUACAGCACGUCUUUGCGGGAGUGGCUGGAAGGGAUGUGGGGCUGGGAUGGCUCUGAUGUGUGUGGUGGUCCUGGGGGAAGCCGUGAGCUCAGAGCAGGAGAGGUAAUUACAGCAGCUGGGGAGCAGGAGCUCAGCUCUGUGCCACUGCUUCGUUUUUGUUUCAUUUUAAAGUAUUUAAAAGAAAAAAUAAUUGCCUAAUUAAUUUCCUAUAAAAACAAAUUAAAACAGAUUGCGAGCUGCUUAGCUGAAAUAACCAGGCCGUGAAAACUAGCUGGGGAGCUCUUGAUGGGUCUGUGGAGGGCAUUGUGGUGUUUGCAGGGCUGUGAGGAAUUCAUGCUUUGUGGGCACCUGCAGGCAGCUCAAUGUCAGCAAAACCUUUCGGCUUUAACUGUGAUGUAGUCACCGUUUGAGGAGGAGGAUGUGAACCUGGAGCAUCCCUCAGGGCUGCCCAGCAGGAAGGGACUUCCAGUUCUACACUGCAGGGUUGUCACCAGCACAGCCCUGCUUCUGCUUCCCCUCUGCUCCCUGUUGGAGCUGCAGAGUGGUGUGGUUCCACAUUCCCCCUCCCCUCGUGCUGCUGGCUCACUGCUGAGCACAGCCAGGUGCACACAGCUUUAAUGAGGAUUUGUUCCGCCUGAUUUCUUCCAUCAUAGGGAAAGGAGCAAACAGGUGGAGGGCUGUUCAGCAGGUCACAGGAUGAUGGGAAGGAAAGAAUGCAGACCAUGGAGACGACUCCUCAGCCUGGUGUGGUUCUGCUAUCAGUGUUUCUGAUUAGGCUGAUUGUGCUGCACUCCAUGUCCUGGACAGAGAUAAGAAGGAGGAUGCUCUGUGCUGUCCCCAUUCUGGUGUCAGCAGUCCUGUGGCUGUGUGUGUUCCUUUCUUUCCAACCCCGUUGCUGUUCCUGUUCCCCCCCAGCAGAGCCUGCAGUCCCAUAGUGUUCUCAUUUCCUCCACUGAGGCACUUGCAUCCAACUGGGCAUCUCACAGAGGCAAAGUGCAGAGCCAGCAACAUUUUGACUUUGCCUUCAGCCCCGUUGGAGCAGGUAAAGCUCUGCAGAACAGGGCAGGAUGCAUUCAGCUGUUUCUCACCCUGUGUGCACAGCAACGUGCCUGUCCUGGGGUUGACUUCUAGACAGGCACCCCCAGGUGCUGGGCACUGUGGUGCAUGGGCUCUGCUUUGCUCCAUGUGUGCCUGAGUGGGAGGCCAGGCCAGGCUGGAGCAGCUCUGAGCUCCUGAAGGAGCUGCAGGUGUCCCUGCACCUCGCAGUUGAACCAGACAGCCUUAAGGGUCCCUUCCUACAGUUGUGUGAUCUAGAGCUGACCCUUCAGGAUGGGUUGCAUCACGUGCUGUGCAGCCCAGGUCAGCGCUCUGUGCCGGGGCUGAUUGCAGCACACGGUUGGAUCGAUCUGCACGAGCUGCUGCUGCUAUAAAAGGGCCAAGGCUGUGUGUGCUGCAGGGCUCUGUGCCUGGCACGGAAGCUCAGUGUCAGCAGCAGGCGUGGGUGCAGGCGCAGAGCCACAGCGCCGGGUGAGUGUGCUGUGAAUUGAGGCUGGAACAUGUGUUUUCUUGGGAAUUACGGCGCGGUUGGCAGGUGGUGGGACUCGCUGCUGUUGGAUCUGAUGUGUUGUUUGCCAAACAGCAUUAAGUGCGUUAUCUCUGCUCAGCAGGUAUGGUUUCAAAGCUGGCAUGUGUCUGUUCUGGGGAAGGUAAGUAUUAAUACCUGGAAAUGUAUGCAUUAGGGAGCUGAUCCAGCGGGAGGAAGGCUCGGUGCAUCGCAGUGUGUGCUGAAAUCUGCCGGCUGCCCUUCUGGGUGCCGGUGUGAGCACAGGAGGAGCGCUGCUGGGAGAGGUGCUGCCUCCAGCACAUGCAAACAAGCUGCUAUUGUGGGCUGUGUUAUAAAUAUCUGGGUCUUACAGUGGCAGCUUUGAUGAACGGAGCGACUUGCCACUGUUUGUGCUGAUUGUCGUGUGGGCUUUUGCUUGUUACCCCCAUUAAGGGGUGAAAACCCAACAAGCGCCGCGUCCUCCUGUCCUUCAGAGCCACCGCAGUGCUGGGGCUCCGGAGGUGACGGGGCAGAGAUCGUAGCAAACAACACUUUUCUCUGGCUUUGAAAUGAAAAAUGGCAGCGGAUCUGACAGCCCGUGGCCUUUUGCAGAGCGCUAUAAAAUCUCAGCUCCCAGCUUUGUCUGGGUGCAGCGUUAGGAGCUAUUUAUUGGUGCGUAUUUCACGGAGAUGAUGGCAUGCUUUUAUUGCUGUCUGCGGGCGUGUGACGCCAGCGGGUCGCCUCCAGGACAUCGCUUUGGGACGGCUGUGCCUCACGGUGCUUUGUCUCCUUCCAGGUGUGCCAUGGCCGACACGAUUUUUGGCAGUGGGACCGGCCCCUGGGUGUGCCCCAAUGACCGGCAGCUGGCUCUGCGUGCCAAGCUCCAGACAGGCUGGUCAGUGCACACGUUCCAGACAGAGAAGCAGAGGAAGAUGCAGGCUCUGAGCCCGCAGGAGCUUGAGGUCAUUCUGGAAGUCAUCCGCAAGGCAGAGAAGCUGGACGUUGUGGAGCAGCAGCGCAUCGGGCGCCUGGUGGAGCGGCUGGAGAACAUGAGGAAGAACGCGAUGGGCAACGGCCUGUCGCAGUGCUUGCUGUGCAGUGAGCUGCUGGGGCUGCUGGGGAGCACGUCAGUUUUCUGCCAGGAUUGCAAAAAGAAAGUUUGCACCAAAUGUGGCAUCGAAACCUUUGGAGCCCAGAAACGUCCCCUUUGGCUGUGCAAGAUCUGCAGUGAACAAAGAGAGGUCUGGAAGAGGUCCGGCGCGUGGUUUUACAAAGGGCUGCCCAAGUACAUCGCACCUCUGAAGAGCAGCAGCAGAGCUGGUGAGGUGCCCUCGCAGCCCUGGCAGAGCGAGGCUGCCGUGCUGGAGGCAGGGAGCGUGGCGACGGGUCGCUCCUUCACCUGGGCCAGGGGCAAAGUGGUUUCUAGCGACAGCGACUCGGAGCUCAGCUCUUCCAGCCAGGAGGACAGGCCCUCAUCUGCAGGGUCAAAAGACUCUCCAGGAGGAAAGCAGCAAGCAGGACAGGUGCUUUCCAGUGGGAUCUCUCAUUGCUGGCAGGAGGGAGCUAAAAUGCCAUGCAGCAUGGAUGUACGUUAAAAAACCUGGAAAUUGUGAUGAUCACAUGAGUCCAGUUAAAACAGUCCCUGAGGUGCAAAGGGCAUCCUGCUGAGGAAAAGGUUAAACCAGCCAGAAUAUUGGUGGAGACCUUCAUUAUGGCUGGGGCUGUUUAUGUCUCAGCUGCUGUAAAGAGGCUGCUCAGUUCAGGGUCUGCAGGUGGAGGUGCAUCACACUUCGUGCCAUGUGGCACCACAAGGAUGUUAAAGGCAGAUCUUGCUGUUGCUUUUUGGCUCCGAAACUUUGUAGUGCUAGCUGGGGAGCAGCUUUUGCUUUGUAUUAGCACCUCAGGUGUUGCUCUGGCAGUGCUUUUCUUCUUCCUUCUCAUUCUCACCUCUGCUUUCAAGCACAAUGUGGCAGAACCAUUCAGCACCCUUAAAUCCAAGGCUGUGGGGAGCGAUGCUGCAAGCACAGUCCUGAGCUCUUCAGGCCCAAAGGCCGAGACAGCAGUGUGCUCACACAGCCAACAUGGCCAAGGGAAGACAAGGAGCUGUGAGGAAGAGUUCUGCAGGUUUCCAGCAUGGUGCUCCAGCUCCGGCUGGGGUUUGGUGAGGCAGGUAAUGAAGUCUGGGCUUUGUCAUGGAGUGACUCAUUGUCGGCGCUGCGCCGGGAUUUAGGCAGCCUCAGCCCUUGAGUCAAACUUGGAGAAGAGAGCAGUGAGUUGAGGAGCUGCCAAGGGCUGGUUUUUGUUUUACUGCUUGUUUUCAGAAGCGUUGUUUUCUGGGUCCUGUUGUCUCUUCUCAUGGUGAAGGUCCAAUUCCUGCAAGUGAAGACCUCCGGAGGUGCCCUCCAACCUUAAGCUCUGUGCCUGCUCUGAGGCUCUUCUUCCUCUUUCUGUGGCUCCUGUCUUCCUUUCCAUCGAGCACCAUGGGUGGAUGGAUAUAGGGGAGGUAGUGCACUGGUUUUGCAGCAGACUGUUAUCAUGAAGAGAAGGAAAAUUGCAGAUAAGAAAUGCUUGUUCUCCCUUUUCCCCUUCCUUGCCCCUGCCUGGGGGGGGAGAGACUCCUUUUUCUUCAGCUGCGCAGUUGAGGGGAGAAGAGCAAAAGCCUCCCUGUUCUUAAUUACGACAUUUUUAUUAACAAAAGGGAAAAUUAAACAGCAUUAAACAAAGAAACCAGCCAUAUAUUUUGAUGGAUUUCAUUAGCCCACGGAGAGCUUUUAAUGGAGAUUACAGCUUUGGGUUGGGGCUUGGCUGCUGCAGGGAGCUGAUUAAGAGCACAGGGCAUUGGCUGCAGUUCUUCUUUGGUGGGUCCCCACUGCAGGGCACUUUCAGAGGGGUGGGUGAAUCCCAUGGGUGGUCACUGGGGCACUGAGAUGGUCCGUGGGCAGGGUAAGAUGAGGGAGUUUGGGCUGCAGGGCUGGAGAAAGGUGUUAUUUGCACUUCCCCUCGAUAUGGCAAAGCAGCCACAAGACAAACUUAUUAGUAGCACGCAUCUGAGUGCAAAUCACAGUCUCUCCAUCUCUGCUCCUGUGCCAACAUGUUGUUUAAAUCAUUAAUACUUAAAGAGAGGUGCAGCAGCUGGCGGUUAAACAGAGCCAGAGCUGAGCACCAAUGGCAGAACCGGAUGGGCUCAGAGAAAAGAGGCAGCCAGGGUGCAGAGCCCUUCUCUCCAUGCACCAAAGCUGCAGCUCGGGGUGCCAUCCCCCUGCGUGGAGCUGGGAGCACAGCCCAGAGCUGGGCAGGGAGCACUGCUUCCAGCACUCAUCCGUUGGGGGGAAAUCUAUGCUCCAUCUUUCGGGAACCGAUCAGGCUUAGGAAGGAGGUGGUGUCACUCCCCCUGUGUCUCAGUGCCUCCUUGGUUGGGCUUGGCAUCGAUUCUGGCUCAUAAAUAUGCAAGCUGCUAACGCAGGAGAUGGGCAGAGCUGCUGUACGUUAUUGUGACAGGGAAUUCUCAGGCCGUGUUUGAAGUUUGAAGCGUUACCAUCUUCUUUGCCUUUCCUGCUGUCUCUCGGAUGUCUGGUUUGCUCCCUCAGGGAUGAUGAGGAAGUGACAUUUCACUUCAUUGAGUCUACUUCAUUCCGUGCAGGGGAAAAAAAAAAUCACAAAAUUGUCCUCGCAUUAAUUAGGCUCUGAAUGAGAGAGUAAUUUCUGUAAUGACUUUCUUGGUGGCAGUCUUUGGGGAGGUGGCUUUUGUUUUCCUGUGCUUGGCAAGAAAGUUGCUGCUAUCUUUUCUCCCUUUAAUUGCUCUCCCGCCCCAUUUGUGCCCCCUUGUUGUGGGCUUGAGCCUUCCUGCUGCUGAGGAUGAGCUGCCCCUCUUCCACAAGUGGAAAAAACGGAAUUGUGCCUUCAUGGCUGAGAAGCUCUGAGCUGUCUCUGCCUUCCCCUAUCAGUGCUGCAGAGCACCAAAUGAUCCCGCUGUAUUUAUAAAUAAAACAUGUCUUCCAGGAGUGACAGAGCUGGGAAGUGAUUCAGGGUUUCUGCUUUAGGUACAAUGCGCUGCUAAAUAGGAACCUCAGAAGAAGCCAAUGCCCCCUCCCACGUUUUAAGGAAUUAAAAUGUUUUCAUUUUCCAGUGGUGGAACCAAAACAUUUCCAUUGCUUUGAGCCUCGCCUUGAAGUCGGGUUCUCAAGCCUUUCUUCGCUUAAAAAAAAUAAAUUACUUUCACCAUUUCUGUAAUUCUUCACGGAGUUUUAAAUUGAAGGCUUUUUCCUUGAAAAAGAGGAAUGACAAAGACUCAUUCUCUUGUCUCUUUCACUCAAUAUAUCUGGAAAGAAGUCUGCAGCUGGAGAUGAAGCUCCUGUUUUUGUGCUUCUCGCAGACAGUCCUGGUUGUCUCUCCUGGAACCAGCAUAAUUUGUGUCCUGUUCAACCCAGAAAAGGGUCCUUUGGGCCCCACGUAGAAAAGGGAACGGCCUCAAGUUGUGCCAUGGGAGGUUCAGAUUGAAUGUUAGCAACAGCUUCUCCAAAGAGCAGCGGUGCGUUGGCACAGCUGCCUUGGGAGGUGGUGAGGUCCCAUCCCUGGAGCUGUCAAGAACCAUGGGGCUGUGACACAGGGCUGUGCUCAGUGGGCAAGGUGGGGUGGGGUUGGACUUGGGGAUCUGAGAGGUCUUUCCCAACCUGAAUGAUCCUGUUAGGCAUGAGCCUUGCUGUCCUGUGCCCACCACCCUGCUCUGGCCCAGCUGGGGCAGGGCUGGCUCAGCGGGUGCUGUUUGGAAACCUCUGGGGCUGAGGUUUGAAUUUCUAUCUGCCCUGAGUGAUGUACCAGAACACCAGCUCCAUCAGCACUGUGUUUUCUUUCUCCUCCUUUCCCAAUUUGCCUGUCUUUUCUUUCUUUAAUAAAGUUUAAUGGGCCCUGACUGCUGACAGCGUGCGGAGUAAUGAUGCACAGACGUUCUCUUCAUUAUUAUUUUUAGGAAGCUCUUAAAAUGGCACCAAGGAACUAAAAGCAAUCUCAGAUAACUUUUAUCAAAUCUCUCCACUCUUUUUCACACAAAGAAGGGCAACAAAGCAGGUGAAGGGGCUGGAACACAAGUGUGGGUGAGCUGUGAUGCAGUGGCACAGCUGCCUAGGGAGGUGGGGUUGUCCCCAUCCUGGGGAACCGUGGGGAUGUGGCACUGAGGACUGUGGUCAUUGUGCACGGUGGACUGGGGCUGGAUAUGGGAAUCCCAGAGGUCUCUUCCAAUCUGAAUGAUUCUACGUUCAAACUUUUGCUUGUCUUU